This is a messenger RNA of Sesamum indicum (sesame), 3741 nucleotides long. Lineage: Eukaryota; Viridiplantae; Streptophyta; Magnoliopsida; Lamiales; Pedaliaceae. The record is from RefSeq and is a predicted model, not a curated record.
CCAUCCACUUUGCAAUUAGCUGCUACUGAUCCAACACAUUUCUCCAAAAAAUCACCCACAUACAAAGUAAAAUGGUUGAUUCUGUUGCAACAAUAGAUCUCGAAACACUUGGGGACCUGUUGAUUGAGGAAGCAAAGUUUCUAUCAAGUGUGGGCGGUGAGGUUGAGGAAGUCCGUAGGCAGCUCAACAUCAUGCACUGUUUCUUGAAGGAUGCUGAUAGGAGGCAAGACCGGUACAAUUCACAGACAGUGCAGAAUUAUAGCAAAAUUUUGCUCACACCCAGAAAUCAAAACAUUGCUUCCACGGAAUAUAUCUUCAAACCCGAGUGUUUGAACGAAGAUGAAGGAUGGGAGCUACUCCACAGGAUAGCACUUCCAACCAACUGCUUCCAAGAAUUGAAACUUCGGGAAUCAUGGAUUGAGGAAGAUCCAAUGGUAACACUAGGGAAGCUUCCCAUGUUGCGAUCGCUGGAUUUGGAUUUUGAUGCAUAUGUGGGCAGAGAGAUGGUUUGUGAGGCAACUGGAUUUCCUCAACUCAGAGCGCUUUCGUUGUAUGGUUUGUGGAAUUUAGUGGAGUGGAGAGCGGAGAAAGGAGCAAUGCUCACUCUCUCUAAUCUACUUAUCAAAGAAUGCAGUAAAUUGAAGAUGAUUUCAGAUGAAUUGGAAUUCAUUAAUACUCUUAAACAACUGAGAAUUGUAUUUAUGCCACAAGAGUUCGUGAAGAGGAAGAAAAUGCAUUACGGCAAUCAGAAUCAAAUCUCCAUUACUCAUUCACAACCUUACAGUAGCUCAUCUAAACCCACUUCUUAUCUUGAACUACCUUUUGCAGUCCUCCAUCGGCAGCUAGAUCCGGCAAUUUCGUCUGGGAAAAUCGUCAGAAUGGUUGAAGCUUUUGCAUCGGUGGCUCUCGAAACCCUUCGUGACCUGUUGAUUGAGGAAGCGAAAGUUUUAACUGGGGUCGGCGAUCAAGUUGACGAUGUCCGUAGGCAGCUCAACACCGUGCACUGUUUCUUGAAGGAUGCUAGUAAAAGACAAGAUACGGACAACUCCGAAACGAUCCGCAAUUGGGUUAGUGAGCUUCGAGAUCUGGCCACUGAGGCUGAGAUUAUAUUGGAAAGGUAUGCGGUUGAAGUCAUGUCUAGAAGAAGAGCAAAAGACUUGAAAGGAAUACUCAAAAGAUUUACUUGCAUAUUAAGUGAAUGUUUGAGUAUGAGCCAAAUUGGAAAAGAGACUGAAAUCAUCAGGUCCCGUAUGACUGAUCUUACUAAACAGUUGGAGUCUAUAAGUAGAUCAUCAAAUAGGGUGGAUGAUACCGAUUGGUCAAGAAAAACGUUUGGCCAUGGAAUUGAACAAUACUUUGUUGGGAUGAAGGAAGAAACACAACUGCUGGAAUCACUUCUCACAAAUGAUGAUCAUAGCUCAAAUCAAGUGAUUUCUAUAUGUGGGAUGGGGGGCUUGGGAAAGACUUCUCUGGCUAGGAAGGUUUACCAAGGGGAGGCCGUACAGACAUGGUUCGAAGCACGUGCUUGGAUCUGUAUUAGCCAACAAUUCCAACCGAGAACUGUUCUUCAAGGACUACUGAAGCAACUUCUCCCACGUGAAAAUAUGGAGCAAUGCGAUGAUGAUGAGUUGGUCCUCAAGUUGUAUGAUGCACAAAAAGAGAAGAAAUGUCUAGUGGUUUUGGAUGACAUUUGGAAAGUUGAGGAUUGGAAUAGCCUGAGCCACGCCUUUCCCAUUGGAGAGUCGAGCAGCAGAAUUUUGCUCACUACCAGAAAUCAAAACACUGCUUCCACAGGAUACGUUCAUAUGCUUAAGUGCUUGAGUGAAGACGAAGGAUGGGAGCUACUUCAAAAGAUAGCACUCCCAAAUUCACAAGAGCUACCUAUAACUGAAAUAAAGCUGUUGGAAGAAUUUGGUAGGAAAAUAGUAAAAAAAUGUGGGUGCCUACCACUACCCAUUUCAGUUAUUGGGGGAAUUCUUCGGCAAGAAAAUAAACCAAUUGAGUGGGAAAAGGUAUGUAGAAAUAUUGAUUUGUACCUUCAACAUGGAAAAGGUUUGGAGAAAGACAAAAGAGUGGAGCAAAUACUGGAUCUGAGUUACAAUUUGCUUCCUUACAAUUUGAAGUCAUGUUUUCUGUAUUUGGGAUGUUUUCGAGAGGAUGAAGAUAUAGAAACAGAAGAUCUAUAUUUGCUAUGGAUGGCUGAAGGAAUGAUUUCUUUGGAAGAUAGAGGAAGAGGAGAAAGUUUGCGAGAUGUUGCAGAACACUAUUUGUUUGAGCUGGCAAAUAAAUGUAUGAUUCAAGUGGAAAUGCAUGAACGUUCGAUAUAUAGUAGGUACAAAUCAUGCCGGCUUCAUGAUCUGAUGCGAGAUUUGUGUUUACUGAAAGGAAAGGAAGAAGGAUUUAUAGAGGUUGUAGAUAGACAGACGAGAAGAGCUGACGAGUCUUCAAUUUGCAAGACAACUAGGUUGGCUAUCCAUUUAGACGAACUGGGUGAUAGUCAUAUUCAGAAUAUUGGAAAAAGUAAAAACCUAAGAUCUCUUCUUUUCCUUCGCAAGCAGUGGCAAUACAUAGAUUGGAACCACAGUGAAGGUCUUAAUUUUGGUAUUUUCAAAUUUAUGAAAAUUUUAGUAGUAGAAGGCUACCAAUUUAAGAAUGGACAAUUGCCAAAGGGGGUCGAAAAAUUGAUCCUGCUAAAGCUUUGAGUAUCAAGGACAGUCUAGUGGAAGAGUUGCCAGUAUCUGUGUGCAAGCUACCUUAUCUUCAGUCGUUGAAUCUACAAGUAGGUGAACAUAUCAAAUUGCCUAACUUCAUAUAUAAAAUGAGGAGUUUGAGGCAUCUAUACUUGCCUCGUAGCAGCUUCACCAUAGGAGGUAGAAAUUUGAAAUUGAAUGGGUUGAAUGAGUUGGAAACAUUAAUCGGGUUCGAUAGUGAACAAAGUGAUAUGACCAAUCUUCUUAAUAUGCAGAAGCUUCGAGUAUUGGAUGGAAGAAUUUGGGAUGAAGAAAGUUUAUCAAUGAUUGCUGAUCACAUUUUAAAUCAUCAAGAUCAAUUUCGUGAUAUAAAACUUGUUAUUCAAGAAAUGUGCAAUGUGAAUGAGGAAAAAGAUGGCUCAACUCUUCUUACGAGGCUGUUGAUGUGUCGCUCAUUAAGUGUCUUGGAUAUUCAAUGCCGUGUGAGCAAUUUUCCCGCCUAUGAAGUUAAACUAUAUCAAAAUGUGAUAGAAUUGAAUCUUUGGGAUUCAAGAAUUGAGGAAGACCCAAUGAAAAUUCUAGAGAAGCUUCCUGUGUUACGAGAACUUUGCUUGUCUACCAAUGCAUAUGUGGGCAGAGAUAUGGCUUGUGGGGCAUCUGGAUUUCUUCAACUCAGAAAACUUAUUCUGGAAGAGUUGCCUAAUUUAGUUGAGUGGAAAGUUGAGAAAAGAGCAAUGCCCAAUCUCUCUUCUCUAGAGAUUCGUCGCUGCAAUAAAUUGGAGAUGAUUCCGAUUGGAUUGAAAUUCAUCACAACUCUCAAAGAACUGCGAAUUGCAUCUAUGCCAGAAGAAUUCGAGGAAAGGGCACGAGUCGUGGAUGGUGAAGAAGGGGAGGAUUAUUGUAAAAUCAAACACAUACCAACCAUUUACAUUUAUUAAGAAUGGUGAGAUAGGUGCUGUUAUUUUGAGAAUGUUAUUGUGGGGUUGUUGCAUUACGUACCAACCUUGCUACAUCCAUCAAUCUUAUUUCUUUCUUCAUUGUGUUUGACUAA